Coffea arabica (coffee) is the source of this 1922-nucleotide messenger RNA. RefSeq names its product probable aspartyl protease At4g16563. Gene Ontology annotation, biological process: proteolysis. Lineage: Eukaryota; Viridiplantae; Streptophyta; Magnoliopsida; Gentianales; Rubiaceae. The record is from RefSeq and is a predicted model, not a curated record. Gene Ontology annotation, cellular component: extracellular region. Gene Ontology annotation, molecular function: aspartic-type endopeptidase activity.
GAGGACAGUUGUGCAACCUCAGAGGCAGCAUUGUGGCAUUUGUCAUCAGCCAAUAGCCUAAGCUUUAUUGCCCUUUUUUGUGCUUUACUUGAGACAACAAAAUACAGCUCUUACUAGUACUAAUACAACACCAGUCUUGUAGUAGUUGUAUUAUUGGUUUAGUUUAUCUUCUCUGAUCUCCAAAUCAUGGCACAAACUUCAAGAACGAUGUCUUUCUUUUCCUGCUUUCUCCCCUUUUUCUCUCUUGUCUUUCUAUUGCAAGCCCUGCAGAUUUCCUCAUCAUCACCCACCCCAAUAACUAUACCUCUUUCAUUUUCCAACACAGAUUCAUAUGCAGAUCUGUACCAAAAGCUUUCUCAUCUAGCUUUAGCCUCCUUAGCCAGAGCCCACCACAUAAAAAAUCCUCAACUAUCCAGUACUGCCUUCACCAGCACUACUCCUCUGCUGCCUCACAGCUAUGGUGCCUACUCAAUUUCACUCAGUUUUGGCACCCCACCUCAGACAAUCUCCCUCGUCAUGGAUACUGGUAGUGACUUUCUUUGGUUUCCAUGUACCAAAAGAUACCAAUGUAAAAACUGUUCAUUUCCAGGCGCACGGGAGAUCACUUCGUUCAGUCCUAAACAAUCAUCAUCAAUUAAGAUUGUUGGAUGCUUGAAUAAGAAAUGCAGUUGGAUUCAUCCAAACUUUGAUCCUCAGACAAGUUGCGGCGAAUGCCAAUCGCUUAGUGCAAAGAACUGCACUCAAAUCUGUCCACCUUAUCUUAUUCUUUAUGGUUCAGGCUCAACUGGUGGAAUAGCAAUUGUUGAAACUCUGGAUUUGCCUAACAAGAAAGUUCCAAACUUUCUUGUGGGCUGCUCUCUUUUCUCAUCCAGACAACCAGCAGGAAUAGCUGGUUUUGGAAGGGGACCUGCCUCAUUGCCAAGCCAAUUGGGCCUCAAGAAGUUCUCUUAUUGUCUUCUCUCUCGCAGGUUUGAUGACACUGGCGAGAGUGGCUUCUUGGUGUUGGAUGGUGACUCCAAUUCUGGUAAAAAGACUGAAAAUUUUAGCUACACCCCGUUGGCUAAAAACCCAAUUGUGGCUGGGAAAAGUGCACUUCAGGUUUACUACUAUGUCGGUUUAAGGAGAAUCAGUGUUGGAAUGAAGAAAGUAAAGAUCCCAUACAAGUACUUAGCCCCUGAUUCUGAUGGCAGUGGUGGAACUAUAGUCGAUUCAGGCUCAACGCUUACCUUUAUGAGUUCACCUGUUUUUGAAGUUGUGGCCGGUGAAUUCAUAAAACAAGUGAAACUAUACAGAAGAGCAGAAAAUAUCGAGUCCUUAACAGGUUUAAGGCCAUGUUUCAAUCUUUCUGGGCAUGAUUCCAUAGUGUUGCCUGAGCUGAAGUUCAGCUUCAAGGGAGGUGCAGAGAUGAAGUUGCCAUUAGCCAAUUACUUCUCAUUUGUUGGUGGUAAUGAGGUUCUUUGCCUGACUAUGGUGACAGACAAUAUUGGUCCGGCCCUGACAACAGGGCCAUCAAUCAUUUUGGGCAGCUUUCAGAUGCAAAAUUACAACGUGGAAUAUGAUCUUCUGAAUGAGAGAUUUGGGUUCAGGCAACAAUCUUGCAAGUGACAAAAAGUUCAAGCAGCAAAUGGGGGAGAAUGACAAUUAUUGCUAAUAAUUUCUUAGCUAGAUAGUGUGAUUAUCCUGUUGAGCAUGGGUUUAUCUAAUAAUCUUUAUGUGCUUUACAAAAGUGAAUUGCAUUCUUUGGUAGAACAAGCAAAGAGAGAAACUACAAGAACCAUUUUACAUUGACGAAAGCAGCAUGUGCAAUUGUAGGACAAUUGGCAUCUGUUUUGACAUCUGGUGUAGACAGACGUCUGAGAAGAAGCACCGUGUUUUUUACUUUAAUCUAUUGAAUAAGAUUUUCAAUCAUACAUUUUCUUCUU